AUGGAUCCAGCCAAAGAAACCAAGUCCUACAAAGACCAGCAACGAAUAGCCAGCCUUCGCGCUUCGAUUGCAAGUCUAGAAGCUAGACAUGCGGUGCUUGAAGCCAGUCUAACUUCAGUGACAACCCAGCUCAUUGACAAUCCCAAUACCACAUGCGAACGCUAUACCCAGCUUUUGCAUGAGUACAAUGAUAUCAAGGAUGUUGGGCAGGGGUUGAUGGGGCUUAUUGCUGAUGCGAGGGGCGUGAGGCAGGUUGAGGUGGAGAAGGAGUUUGGGGUUUCGGAGGAGGAUUGA
This is a messenger RNA of Penicillium samsonianum, 294 nucleotides long. Its product is annotated as SWI5/SAE3 family protein. Lineage: Eukaryota; Fungi; Ascomycota; Eurotiomycetes; Eurotiales; Aspergillaceae. Bases 1 to 294 code for a protein of 97 amino acids. Gene Ontology annotation, cellular component: Swi5-Sfr1 complex; Swi5-Swi2 complex. Gene Ontology annotation, biological process: meiotic joint molecule formation; meiotic DNA recombinase assembly involved in reciprocal meiotic recombination; double-strand break repair via homologous recombination. The record is from RefSeq and is a predicted model, not a curated record. The transcript is spliced from 3 exons.